UGACUCUCUUUACCCUGGGAUGUAUCUGUAUCCCAACUACCUUCUUUACUCUCCUUACCCUCUGACAUUCCUUCGUUCGAUUCUGUUCUUCUGAUGAGUUAAUGACCAAAGCGGGCUUACGGUCGUUAUUCCAUUCCAUCCAUCCAUUCAUUCAUUCGUUCAUUCACUCAUUCAUUUCCUGCCAACGAGCAAUCUGUUCUUGUUUUCCUGGUCGACCGCGGUCAUGUUGCAUCCGAGGCUGUGAGUCGACAUUGCAUGCUUUCCGGUCCACCGGCGUCAGGGUGUUAAAAAGACGAUAAAAGGCGGCGAUGACGCGAGCCUGAUAACUUGUAAUAUUAUUUUUUCCCUUUACUUACUGCUGCUUCA
Aspergillus heteromorphus CBS 117.55 is the source of this 366-nucleotide messenger RNA. RefSeq lists its product as uncharacterized. The record is from RefSeq and is a predicted model, not a curated record. NCBI's taxonomy places the organism in Eukaryota, Fungi, Ascomycota, Eurotiomycetes, Eurotiales, Aspergillaceae. The transcript has a single exon. The coding region runs from base 102 to 299 and encodes 65 amino acids.